AAUUUAUAAAUAAGAAUUUAUCUAUCGAGAGAUAAGUCUCGUGUGAUUGUUAAAAGAUCAUCGCCUGAUCUGUGACAUCACAUAUCAUUGAUGAACGAUCCCAUCCGUAUACUCGUUCUAAUUGGUGUAAAUAAAUAAGACCAUUAUAGCGUCAUAGAAUAAUACUUGAACUUAGAGGACGAAUCGAGAGAAAACGACCAAUGAGAAGCCGAUGUAUAUGAUUGAUUCUGGAUCAUAAAUAGGUGUGCGCGUGUAUCGAUUUCAGUAUUUUUGUAAAGAUGUCGGAAGAAAUACUUGUUACCACCUCCGAUAGCGAUAGGGAAAAUAUCAACGAAUUUAUCGUCCCGGACGGCGAUUUAACGAAAAAAAUAGUCGAUUUAAUCGAGUUCUAUUUUUCGAACGAAAACGUUCUAAAAGAUAAAUUUCUUCUUAAACAUCUUAAAAGGAACAAGGAAGGAUACGUGAGCAUAAAGCUGAUGACUUCUUACAGAAAAGUCAAGACUUUAACAAGAAACUGGCAAGUGGUGGCUUACAGUUUGAAUACUUCGGAAAUGUUGGAAGUGAACGCAGAAGGCACUCGAGUUCGUAGAAAGGAGCCACUUCCCGAAUUGGAACAACCGGUUUGUUCGAAAAGUGUUCUGGCAUGCGAUCUGCCUUUCCACAAAGCUACAGUAGAAAAGGUUGGUGGUCUUUUUUCGUCUUGCGGCGAAAUUGCACUAUUACAGAUAUUGAGACCGGGUGGUAACGUCCCAGAAAAUGUCAGGAAAUUGAGCUGCAAACAUCCGAAUUUAUUAAAAAACGUUUGCGCAUUAAUCGAAUUCGAAAAUGAACUUUCCGCGCAGAAAUCUUUGCAAGUUAAGGAUGUUCGAGUGUUACCUUUGCCAGAAUCUGAAACGUGCAAAAACAAGAGGAAGAAGCCAAAAUCGAAACCCAAAGACAUUAUAAUUAGCCGGAACGAAAUUCAUUCCGGAUAUCGCUCUUCUAGUGUUUCUUCCGGUUAUCUAUCUUCCUCUCCUAGGAGAGGUUCUGACUGUGAUAGCAGAUGUAACUCACCCGUAUUAAUCACCAACUUUAGUCGAAGAUACACUCUUCCAACUGUAGUCAAUCAGAACAGAAGGGAGAACAGGUUGGAACUGAUUUCUGAACAUAAAAUUUCAAAUUACAUAUUGAGAUUACCGAAAGGACCAGAUGACACUAAAGGUUUUAGAAGCAGGAAGGUUGUGGUGAGGGGGAGUUUUUAAUUCUCCUCUUGUAUAUAGGUUCAAUCUGAAUGAUAAAUCAAAAUUUUUCAACGUAGUAUAAUCGGGCAAAGAACUUAGAAUGGAAAAUAGCACGA
Centruroides sculpturatus (bark scorpion) is the source of this 1336-nucleotide messenger RNA. Its product is annotated as la-related protein 6-like. Lineage: Eukaryota; Metazoa; Arthropoda; Arachnida; Scorpiones; Buthidae. Gene Ontology annotation, biological process: RNA processing. Gene Ontology annotation, molecular function: mRNA binding. The record is from RefSeq and is a predicted model, not a curated record. The coding region runs from base 279 to 1241 and encodes 320 amino acids. Gene Ontology annotation, cellular component: nucleus. The transcript has a single exon.